Protopolystoma xenopodis is the source of this 453-nucleotide messenger RNA. The record is from the annotation of a GenBank genome assembly. NCBI's taxonomy places the organism in Eukaryota, Metazoa, Platyhelminthes, Monogenea, Polystomatidea, Polystomatidae.
AUCACAACACAGCCUCAUGGAGGAUCGAGUCUUCGUAUCCCCGAGGCUUUCGCGGACGACAAAGGCAUCUUCACGGCCGUGGCUACCAACCCGGUCGGAGAGGCGAAAACAUCAACCAACCUCCUUGUCCGAGGGGAGUUGAGCGAACGAAGUUUCAUAUCCAGAUCCAUGCCUCCGUCGAGAACCAGGCCCAGCCAGGAAAGUCCUGUACUAGAGGCGGGCAUGGCUCCUGAGUUCACGCGGAUUUUCAGGGACACCAGCCUCGAUUCCGAGGUGACCGAAGAGAUCCGCUUGGACUGCUCAAUUAUAGGAAAUCCGACACCGACAGUCACUUGGAUGUUAUGCAAUCGGCCUAUUAGUGGUGACCAUAGGUUUUCCACUAUUUCUGGUCCCGAGCCGGAAAAGCACAGUUUAAUCAUUCACCGGCCCGGACCCGAUUGUGUCGGGUUGUAA